AUGCUCCACGAAAUCCUCCUCGCCCUCUCUGGGCACCCCUCCCCUCUCCUCCGAACCGACAACUCAGAUCCCAAUGCGCUAUCAACGGCAAUCUCACCACCGGAGCGCGAACUCCUAGUCACCGCCGCCCACCUGAGCAACCUCCACGUCAAACUGCAGAGCUACACCGCCCCCAUCGCCGCGGAGCACCCAUCUACGAUAUGCCGCGCCACGGCCACCGCGAUACAGUCCGUCCACCUAGCCGCUUUCCAGCGCAAGGUCCUCGAUGUCGAGGAGACGAUACUGCGCAAGGACUCGAGUCUUGUCGGUGCCUACAACAUUGUGCCAUUGACGGCCGUUGUGGGGGAGUUUUCCGAGUGGACGAGACGGAUGGAAUGGUUGUGGGAGAUUGUACAGUUCAUGCUGAAGAAGCAGCAAGGGCAAACGUGUCGCGGCGCACAGCUGAUUGACAGGCUGAGGAGUGAGCUGCAGAGCGGUUAUGUCGACAUCGAAAGGACGGCUAUGAGCCUCGUGUCCGUGGCAGAGACGGCGUGGCUGAAGCAAGUUUCUGCUUGGAUCCUCUACGGACGAUUGCCGACCUUUGGAGGGGAGGACUUUUUCGUGCAGAAGUCGGAGGGAGGUGACCAGGAAUACAUCUCGGUGCCGGCUUUUCUACCCAACUUUGUAACCCUACCAACGGCAUCGUCAAUGCUCUUCAUCGGCAGGUCCCUCAACCACGUCCGUGUCAAGGGCAGCGUCGAAUCUGGCCUACAAGGCCUCGAUCACCUGUCUUCACAACUAAAAGAGCUAUCCGCUUUAACCUACCCUCUCCACACGGCGAGCUUCUCGCGCGCCAUUACCUCGAUUCGCCUCACACUCUCACGGACGAUCUUGCUCAAGCUCCUGCCUCUCACCAAAGUUGUUGAGGCGCUCCAGGUCUUGCGAGAGUUCUUCCUCCUUGGCCGGGGCGAAUUCGCCAUGGCUCUGACGCAGCAGGCUGAUGAGAAGCUGCGGAGCCGAUGGAAGAGAUCCGACAAUCUCGCGUACGAGAAGCGAGAAGGUCUUGGCACCUUUGCUGUCAAAGAGGGCGAGGUCGCCGCCGUGCUGGCCAAGACCUGGGCGGCCAUGGGCUUGAUGCAGGGGCAACACGCUGACGAAGACGAGGGGUUGGAGAUAGCGCGGGAGCUUCUGCGGUUGACUCUCACAAAGUCCAAGCCGGCAGUGCCUCUCAAGCUCGAAGCAAGCGUGUCACGGCCCACGACGAAGACCCUGGCCACGACCCCUUUCCGCAACCUCCUUUUAUCAGUCCCCGUCGUCUUGACUAUGCAGAUUCCCUCGCCCAUGGACAUGUUCCUUACCCCUUCCGACUUGCAGAUCUAUUCCACCAUCAACUCAUACCUCCUCUCUAUCCGCCGAGCGCAUAUUCGUCUCACUGAGCUGUGGAAGAUCACAUCCUUACGCCGCCAUCAUCCGGCACCCCCGGGACCACCCGCCGGAAGCACCCGAGCAGGGCGCUCUAAGGUGAUACUACUGCGUCAGCGCUAUACGCAGCGGUCCAAUGCCUUGCGCAGCGCCUGGGUGACAUGCAGCUCUGCGUUAUUCUUUCUCUCCGAGACGGAGGCAUACUUGCAAACAGAAGUAGUGGCUGGGCUAUGGGACGGCUUUCACGACUGGCUGGCUCCCAAGAAAGAGACGGACGGCAUUGAGAUGGGGCCUCCUGGUUCGUUAACCAAGGCGGCAUCGAAACCUACAGCAGAAGUCGAGGCAGAAGACGAAGACGACGACGAUAUCUGGCUAGCACAGAGCACACCAACAACCAAGUCACCAAAACCAACAGAACCCACCACGACUCACGACCCCCAGAGUCUCGCCACGGCCCACAGAGCCUACCUCCGCGCCCUCUCCACCCGCCUUCUCCUCACCUUUCCCACCUACACGGACCCGCUGUACAACCUCCUCACGCACACGGACCACCUCGUCGCCCUGACGCAGCGUCUCCACGCCGUCUGGACCUCGAUGGACCUCGAAGCGGACGCGGGCGUCGUCGACGCCUUCGUGGACCUCGAGAUUGAGGAGAAGGAGGUCCGUGCCGCCAUCCGCGAUGUGGAGAAGCAUGUCAAGGACGGCAUCCGGGACGUGAUUGCCGCGUUGCGGAGCCUGGAGGCGGACCCGGCGGCAUUUGCGGACGAGGAGGAGGGCGGCGAGGAAGGGGUCCUGAGGGAGGAAGGGGAGUAUGUCCCGCGAAGGGUCGGUGGCGUGGAGAGGUUGUUGAUGAAGCUUGAUUUGGCGGGGUGGUUUGGUGAGAGGAAGGAUGAUUUUGGGUUCGUGUUUAGUGAGUACUGA
Colletotrichum fioriniae is the source of this 2322-nucleotide messenger RNA. RefSeq lists its product as uncharacterized. Lineage: Eukaryota; Fungi; Ascomycota; Sordariomycetes; Glomerellales; Glomerellaceae. Gene Ontology annotation, molecular function: microtubule minus-end binding; gamma-tubulin binding. Gene Ontology annotation, biological process: microtubule nucleation; mitotic cell cycle; spindle assembly. Gene Ontology annotation, cellular component: equatorial microtubule organizing center; centrosome; gamma-tubulin complex. The record is from RefSeq and is a predicted model, not a curated record.